CGUGACGUAGCGGUCCCGGAAGCAGCCGAGAGCGGGGUGAACGGCGGUUGAGGAGGCGGCGGCCCCUCGCCGCUGUGGUCGGUAGCUCGGCGCAGCGCCCCUACUUAGCCCGCUUGCCGCGCUCCUCUCCUCUGCCCCCCCGCCGCCUCGGCCGCCGGCCGCCGCCCCCGGGCAGCGCCUGCUGGGGCCAUGUCGCUCUUCCAGUCCGCCCUGGACUUCCUGGCGGGUCCCGGCUCCCUGGGGGCCGCCAGCCGCGACCAGAACGAUUUCGUGGGGCAGACGGUGGAGAUGGGCGACAUGAAGCUGCGCAUCAAGCGAGUCAUCGCGGAGGGUGGUUUUGCUUUUGUCUAUGAAGCUCAAGAUCUUGGAAGUGGCAAAGAUUAUGCUUUAAAGCGAUUGCUAUCUAAUGAAGAAGAAAAGAACAAAGCCAUCAUUCAGGAAGUUUGCUUUAUGAAAAAACUUUCAGGUCAUCCCAACAUUGUCCAGUUCUGCUCUGCUGCAUCUAUAGGAAAAGAAGAAUCAGACACAGGACAGGGAGAGUUUCUUCUGCUUACAGAGCUGUGUAAAGGACAGCUGGUGGAAUUCUUAAAGAAAGUAGAAUCCAGAGGACCUAUCUCCUGUGACACAGUUUUGAAGAUCUUUUAUCAGACCUGCAGAGCAGUGCAGCAUAUGCAUAAACAGAAGCCUCCUAUUAUCCACAGAGAUUUAAAGGUGGAAAACUUGCUUAUUAGUAACCAAGGGACGAUUAAACUUUGUGACUUUGGUAGUGCUACAACUACAGCUUACUAUCCUGACUACAACUGGUCUGCACAAAAGAGAGCACUGGUUGAAGAAGAGAUCACAAGGAAUACAACGCCAAUGUACAGGACACCAGAAAUGAUAGACUUGUAUUCAAAUUUUCCAAUUGGUGAAAAACAGGACAUUUGGGCUCUGGGCUGUAUCCUGUACUUGCUGUGCUUUAGGCAACAUCCAUUUGAAGAUGGAGCUAAACUUCGCAUAGUCAAUGGGAAAUAUGUCAUGCCACAAAAUGACACCCGCUAUUGUGUGUUUCAUGAUCUCAUUCGCUCCACUUUGAAGGUGAACCCAGAGGAGAGAUUGUCAAUCACUGAACUUGUGAAUCAACUGCAGGAGAUUGCAGCAGCUAGGAAUGUGAAUCCUAAAUCCCCCAUCACAGAGCUCCUGGAACAAAAUGGAGGCUACGGAAACAAUACUCAGCCUCGGGCAUCUGUGACCUCCAUUUCACAGAGCUCCAAGCCUGCAGGACAGCUCAACAAUAUGUACAAUGCAGGCCUGACCGUUGCGGAAUGUGACCAGACUUAUGGAGGGUUCUUUGAUAUUCUGAGGGGUGGAACAGAGCGAUUUUUCACUAAUAUUAAGGAUACAUCUUCUAAAGUUAUCCAGUCUGUGGCCAAUUAUGCAAAAGGAGACUUGGAUAUAUCAUACAUCACUUCCAGAAUUGCUGUGAUGUCCUUUCCAGCUGAAGGUGUAGAAUCUGCCAUCAAAAAUAACAUAGAAGAUGUGCGGUUAUGUCUGGACUCUAAACAUCCUGGCCACUAUGCUGUGUACAAUCUCUCUCCAAGAACAUACAGGCCUUCAAGAUUCCAUAAUAGGGUUUCUGAAUGUGGCUGGCCAGCAAGACGAGCACCAAAUCUUCAGAAUCUUUAUAGCAUAUGCAAGAACAUGCAUUUAUGGCUGAAACAAGACCAGAAAAAUGUUUGCAUUGUGCACUGCCUUGAUGGAAGAGCAGCAUCUGCUGUUGUAGUUUGUUCUUUUCUGUGUUUCUGUCGUCUCUUCACUACUGCUGAAGCUGCAGUUUAUAUGUUCAGUAUGAAACGCUGUCCUCCUGGCAUUUGGCCUUCUCAUAAAAGAUACAUUGAAUACAUGUGUGACAUGAUGGCUGAAGAACCCAUUAUUCCUCACAGCAAGCCCAUCCUUGUCAGAUCAAUCGUCAUGACUCCUGUUCCUCUUUUCAGUAAGCAGCGUAAUGGCUGCAGGCCUUUUUGUGAAGUUUAUGUGGGAGAUGAGAGAGUAACCACUACUUCCCAGGAAUAUGACAAAAUGAAGGAGUUUAAAAUUGAAGAUGGGAAAGCAGUAAUUCCACUAGGUAUAACAGUCCAGGGAGAUGUUCUCAUUGUGAUCUAUCAUGCCAGGUCAACACUAGGAGGCAGACUACAAGCCAAGAUGGCUUCAAUGAAGAUGUUUCAGAUUCAGUUCCAUACAGGUUUUGUGCCCCGAAAUGCCACCACAGUGAAAUUUGCCAAGUAUGAUCUGGAUGCCUGUGACAUACAGGAAAAAUAUCCUGAUUUAUUUCAAGUCAAUCUGGAAGUAGAGGUGGAGCCCAGAGACAGACCUAGCUGUGAACAGCCACCGUGGGAUAACAUGAAUAUAAAGGGACUGAAUCCCAAGAUCCUUUUCUCUACCCGUGAGGAACAACAAGAGAUUUUAUCAAAAUUUGGGAAACCAGAGCUGCCUAGACAACCAGGUUCGACUGCACAAUAUGAAGCAGAAGCAUCCCAGCUGGAGCAGUCUUCAGAAAGUGUACCUACUGAUACAGAAUCCCCACACAGCAGUAGUACUGAUGCAAAUAAUUUCUUUCAUUCUCUGGACUGGAAAGAAGGAAAAAGUCCAGAAAGUGGAAUAGACGACAGUUCAUCUAAAAAUGAUCGUGUUCAACUAUCUGAUGACAGGGAGGAGAGUGAUCCGUCAGAUGAGGAAUUCCCUACAUUUCCAGGUGAAGAAAGUGCAGUAAUUCUUGAUGAAAAAGACUGUAUUACUCCAGAAGGAGAGUUGCUUCUUGAAGCCAAUUUUGAAGCUCCAUCUGCACUGCUACAAAAAUCUCUUCCUGAAGAGAAUGUAGACUUACUGGGACUAGACUCUGAUAUUUCACCAGAACAGAAACAACCUAUCUCAGAAAUAAACUUUUCAUCAAGUAAUGCAGACUUGUUGAACAAUCUAUUUGUGGGUAAUGCAUCACAGAUUUCAGAAGAGCCCACUGGAGAUCUUCUUGGACAAGGAGCAGAUUUCUUUUUCAGCAGUCAGUGUCCAGCUGCUACUCAGGGUAUAUCUUCAACAGCAGCCAUGUCUUCAGCUGAUCCUUUUGACCCAUUCACAAUGUCAUCAGGUUCAGAGAAUCAAGCCCUGUCUGGUCCAGACCUCUUUGGGGACUUUCUUAACCCAAGCUCAACAUCUACAGCUAGUACAGUUCCUUCCACACACAAUUCACUUCCACCUUCUUCCAGCUCAGAUUUCUUAAAUUUAGGGAAUCUGAUACCAGAGCCACCUAAAAUACCAUCUUCUACAAGCCACCCAGAUCUCUUGGGUGGAUGGGAUUCUUGGGCAGAUUCCUCAGCAACCAGCAAUGUAGCGUCACCACAGUUGAAGCCUCUUUUUGAAGGUCAAGCUUUUACCACAGGGAGCCAGACCAGUGUGUCUUCAGGCCUGUCUUUCAGCCAGGCUAAAUCUCAGAACUUUGAUCCUUUUGCUGAUCUUGCCAAUCUUGGGUCUGGUCUUCCAGGUCCCUCCAGUGGUGGGCUCUCAAGUAGUGGCUUUGGUCAGAAGACUGUUCCAUCUCAGAAGUUGGGAAAUCAGUGGCAGAAAUCCACAAAACCACAAAGUGCUUCAUGGCAGUCCCAGACUAAAUCCAGCACAGCAGCUAAACCAAAUUACACAGUAAACUUCAGUGUUAUUGGAGGACGAGAAGAAAGAGGAGUCAGAACCCCAAGCUUUGGUCAAAAGCCAAAAGUUUCAGAAAAUGACUUCGAGGAUCUCUUAUCUAAUCAAGGAUUUUCAGCUAAAUCUGAUAAAAAGGGACCAAAGACUAUUGCUGAGAUGAGAAAACAAGAAAUGUCUAAAGAUAUGGAUCCUUUGAAACUCAAGAUUCUUGAAUGGAUUGAAGGAAAGGAGAGAAAUAUCAGAGCGUUAAUAUCCACUCUUCAUACAGUCCUUUGGGAAGGGGAAAAUAAGUGGAAACCAGUCAGCAUGGCAGAUCUAGUAACUCCUGAACAAGUAAAGAAGUACUACAGGAAAGCAGUGCUUGUAGUUCAUCCAGAUAAGGCCACAGGACAACCUUAUGAGCAGUAUGCCAAAAUGAUCUUCAUGGAAUUGAGUGAUGCGUGGUCAGAGUUUGAAAACCAGGGAUCAAAGUCCCUUUUCUAAAGCUUCACCUUUUACAGAACUACUUCUGAAAACUGGACCUGAGCAUUGUUGUGACUUUAUUGCACCAAUGAUUUAUGAAGCGCUUUUCCAUGAUUUUAGCACAGUUUCUAAUCGUGCACUUAAAUGUGGUGAUGUAUUCCGUAAGAUGUAGAGUACAAAGCAUUACAUAGAUGCAUUAAGAAAACAGCUGCUCAGUACUUCAAGAAAUCACAGUCUGGGAGUAAAGAUUUCCUUUCAGUUUUAAAUAUGGUAAAACAGAAUUUCAGUGAAGCUCCGUGAUUUCUGGUAUACUAGUAUUAAUUAUAAAUCAUUCCAAUUUCAUUGAUCUUUGUUUUACCUCUACCUUCCCGAAUUUGUGUGUUACUUUCAGUAGUUUUGUGAUCCAAUUUUGAUGUUUGGUGCCUGUCACCUUAUUCAAAGUGCUUUAGUUAUCAGCAGUGAAUUUGCUUGGCUUAUCUCAAACCUGAAGGUGUAUAUUUUCAUCUGUAUUUUAUGUAAUCAGUCUGAUAAUCAUUCUGUAAAUAAUGUUUUCAGACAAUACCUGUGUUUCUUACAAUAAAGUAACAGUUGUUUAGCCAAAAAGAUACCAAAUGUGGGAUAGUCAGCCAGGGUUGUUCUUGAUUUUUUUUAAAUUUUUUUACAUAUUGUGAAUCUAGAAACAAAUCUUGACUUUAAGGUCUGCACGUUCCUGCUGUUUUGUUAUUUAUUAUGAACCUUUGGAAGGCAGUACUUUGACAAGUACUUAUUUUCCUAGCUCUUUAAAUGGUGUCUUUUGCUUCCAAUUUCAGUGGAACAUUCCUUCCAUUGGACUUCAGAUGCUCUGAUAGAAAUAAUGUUAUUCUGAAACUUGAAGUGUAAGCACAAAACAUUUUACUCUGCUUUGAUUUGUCUGAGUAAAUACUACAUUACUCAUUAUCAUCUGGAGAGUAUUUAAAGUGCUUUAACACAUUUUGCUGCAUGUCUGAACUUCUUGUAUUUUUGAGAUAUGCAUGACAUCAGUGUAUGUGAAAACAUGGGCUGUAUUUGUAGACUGUUGCAUUUCUGCUCAUCUACCUUCCAUGCACUGGCUAGUGCAAGACGAGUAGAGACAAAACUUGAUAGCAAAACUUGCCAUGUUUUCUCAUCCCUGUUCAGAAGGUAGUUUGUGAAUGAAUGCAAAUGACCAAUGACUGUUAUACUCUCUGUAAUAACAAAAUGCAAUUUUCAUAUCAAGUUUGAAAAUGUUGGAAAUUAGUGUUGUGGUAUUAAAGCUUCGGCAGCAGUCUUUUGGAACAGUA
Harpia harpyja (harpy eagle) is the source of this 5432-nucleotide messenger RNA. It is a transcript of the gene GAK, whose product is annotated as cyclin G associated kinase. Lineage: Eukaryota; Metazoa; Chordata; Aves; Accipitriformes; Accipitridae. Gene Ontology annotation, molecular function: ATP binding; AP-2 adaptor complex binding; protein serine/threonine kinase activity. Bases 190 to 4155 code for a protein of 1321 amino acids. The transcript is spliced from 28 exons. Gene Ontology annotation, biological process: positive regulation of Notch signaling pathway; protein phosphorylation; regulation of clathrin-dependent endocytosis. Gene Ontology annotation, cellular component: cytoplasm. The record is from RefSeq and is a predicted model, not a curated record.